Molecule: messenger RNA, 5418 nt
Organism: Lytechinus pictus (painted urchin)
Lineage: Eukaryota; Metazoa; Echinodermata; Echinoidea; Temnopleuroida; Toxopneustidae
Product: PAT complex subunit CCDC47-like
Exons: 13
Coding region: 210-1661 (483 amino acids)
Biological process (GO): endoplasmic reticulum calcium ion homeostasis
Cellular component (GO): endoplasmic reticulum
Molecular function (GO): calcium ion binding
Source: RefSeq, a predicted model, not a curated record
GACUUUGGGGUAAUGUAGCAUCUGCUUAACUAGUCUCUCCUCGACUUUGCGUUCGUCCGUCGAACUCCGACUGUCCGAGUCAUGACUCUGACUGAGCUGAGUUCGAGUCGGACGGACGGAACGCGGUGCCGCGGGGCGGUGUCACUCAGUCUCAGGCUGUCAAUUGAGCAAUAAUUAGUUCGGCUACUCGUGAGAAGAGAAAGGGGAAAAUGCAUCUCUUAAAAUUUCUCCUGGUUUUACUUAUUCUUGGAAUAAGUCUCCCGGCCCUGGUCCAGUCCAAGGGGGCACCCCACAAGGCUGAGAUUGAAGACAAUGAAUUUGCAGAGUUUGAAGACUUGGAUGAAGAUGAGGAUGAAGACUUCAUCGCCGUGGAGACUGAAGAGGAAGAGGAGGAUGACAGGGAGUUUGAUGAUAUGAUGACUGAAGAUGGGGAGGAUGUCAUCGAUAGAGAUGAAUUUGGUGAUGAUGAUGAGGAUAUGCUGGAAGAUGAAGAUGAAUUUGACCACUUCCAGGAUACAGAAGAAUUUGAGAACUUUGAGGAGCGACCUGCCAAGGGAAAAGGGAAAGAGUCUCCUGAUCUUGAAAUCACCAAGGUCCCCCUUCAUCUGCGAAACAGCUGGGACAGCUACUACUUGGAGCUGUUGAUGUUGGCUGGUGUAGCAGCUUACCUUCUAAACUACAUGAAUGGCAAGUCAAAGAACCAAAGACUUGCCACAGCUUGGCUCAACUGCCACAAGGAACUCCUGGAAGCCAACUUUGCUCUUGUGGGUGAUGAUGGCUCAAAGGAGAUGCCUACAUCGGUGAACCUGUUAAAGCAAAGCGAGAACAGAUACUGUCUCUGGUGUUCAGGGAGAGUGUUCUGUGAAGGAAUGCUUGUCGAACUAAAGUUUUUAAAGAGACAAGAUCUCCUGAGUGCAAUAUCACGUACCAUGCAUCCAGCGGCAGAUGAAAUAAAAGUGACGGUGACCUUGGAUUCUGAUGCUAUGGAUAGCUUUGUCCUGUUCUUUGGGAACAAGAAGAUCGCCAACCGCAUGCUGAAGGAGAUGCAGGAUCUGGGUCAGUAUUGUGGCGAUAAGAGGAGUGGUGAUAAAUUUGGGUUACCUGCAAGCACAGUAGUACUAGCUGAAUUAGGAGAGGUUGUCAAUGGGGUUCUGGACACUAAGGUUCUGAACUGUUUGAACAGCCAUCCAGAAAUGUUUGAUUAUAUGCAUAUCUCGGACCAAUUUUCUGGCCCAAAACCUGCGGCUGAGGAUGAACAGCCAACUACAAUGCCUCCCACUGAAAAGGUGCUCAUUUGUAACUUCAAAGUCCCCGGUAAUGGACGAAGCGCUAAGAGCGACAUCGAAGACAUGCUACCUAUGAUGAAGAUGGUUAUCUACCUUGUUGAUAAGAUCAAGAGGUUCCGUCUUUCUAAGGAGGGCAAGAUGAAAGCCGAGAGGAUCCGUGCCAAAGUUUCCGAAUCUUACGUCAAGCUUGCCCACGCCCAGAGGCAGGAGCUUGCCCAGCAGCGUCGUGAAGACAAACGUCGCGCCGAGAAGGAACGUCUUCUCAACGAGGAUGAUCCUGACAAGGCCCGCCGCCUUGAGGAUAAGCAAUACAAGAAGGACAUGCGUAAACGUAUGAACCCCAACAUGAAGCAGAUCAAGGUCCGAGGUACAUAGAGAGCUACUAGGAUCCCUCUCUCAGCCAAGACUUUAGCACCAUAUCACCCGUCAAUUCUAGUUCACAUCCAUAUUUCUCUGAUACAAGUAGGCUUAGUGGAGCGUCUAAUGUCGAUCUUGUCAAUGAUUUUCAAUGAAUUGUAAUAGAGUACCAAAGUGAAGAUGUCACAAAAAACAUUUUUUGCAUUUCAGCAUGUUUUGAUACCAUAUUCCCGUAGAGCAUGAUGAAAAGCCCCCACUUCGGAAAUUUUGUGAAAAUCGGUCCAUGGGGGCCUGAGAUAUGACCCCAGGAAUACAUAAUUAGCCCUAUUGAAGUCAAUAUAUUAUUGGCCUGGUUCCUAACAUUUAGAAACAGGCCAAUAAUACAUUGAUGUCAAUGGGGCUAAUUAGGUAUUCAUGAGGUCAUAUCUUGGGUCCCCACGGACUGAUUCCCACAACAUUUGUGUUGUGGGGGUUUUCCAUCAUGCUCUACCAGAAUAUGGUAUAAAAAAUGCUGAAAUGCAAAAGUGACAAUUGAUGACAUCACACUUCAUUACUCUAUAAGCGACUGAAAUCCUCAUGUUUGAUUGGAUAAUUUGUCAAUGCCAAUUAGGUAUCCUGUCAAAAUGUCUCUUUUUCUUGCGGGAAUCCAGCUAUUAAGGCACUACGCAUCUUUUAUAGCGGCUUGCCUGCACUCCCCAUCAUUUUGUCUGUGAUGAAGUGUGAGAAUCUGUAAUGAAAGGUUGGUUGCGGGAUUCCUGCAUGAAGGACGCUGCUUCGACCUUUGACAAGGUACCUGGUACCGUUUUCACUAACUCAUGAUUUUUUGGUCCGCACAAGGCCAGCACUAAAAUCACCACACAAUACAAAUUGCGCUCAGCAACUAUAGCAGAGCCGUGCUACUUUUAUGAUCACAAAUUCAAAAACUCUAGUACAAAAGGGAUAAUUGUCAUGGUAACUGAACACGCCAUAAUACAGAGUUUCCGUGCUCCGUAUCGUUACCUUUGUGUGAGGAAUUUUGGCCCUGGUGCUGCUAUCAUUCAUAAUCUCUUUGGUUGGUACCUAGUGUGGGCCUGGCGCUGGUCUGGUGCUGAUGAAAGCAGCUCCAAAAUAGCCUGGGCCUUGUCCGGACCAGCGAGUUACUGAAAGGUGUAUUAGUUACAAGUUUUCAUGAAAACAUUCAACUGGGCCCUGUAGCAUAGAAGGUGCAAUCAAUUGUAAAGCGCAAAUAUCAACUGCAUCUCCUUCAAGUUACAGGGCCAAGGGUCUUGUUACGGUUAAGAGAUGCAACUAAUUGUUUUGCAAUCAAUUGUUUGACAAUCUAAUGUACAAUAAAAUGUAUGGUGAACCAUGUAAUUGAUUGUAAAUUAAAGUUAUAAUCAAUUGUGUAUACCAGUUGUAUCUCUUUAAUUUACAUCCACAGACAUGGUCUGUCCCGAUGAUGUUCACAAUCACCAAAAGUAGAAAACAAAGUUCACAGAAUAUCUUGAUAAUAUUUUUUGUUUUGGUGGAGUUUAUUACAAGCACGUUCAUAUUUGCCUUACUUUAUAAGUGGACAGUUGUGUUUUAAAGAGCAUCAGUUACUCUUCGCUGAAAGAGUGGCCAAGUUUUCUGAUCAAACAAAAAUUAAAGGGGCAAGCCCUGUUCCUCACAGUGGUCUACCAUUCCGUUCUUUUGUGUACUGAGAUUAUCCUGAUCAAGGGAUUGAAGGGGUAAGCCUUAGUGUGGUGAUUUCAUGGUACACCAUGUAUUCUUUUGUGGGCAUAUGCUGGUCCUGAAAAGGACCACCCAAACUCGAUGUUUCGACAAGUGUGUUCUUCUGAAGAUGACAAGAACACAUUUGUCUAAACAUCGAGUUUGGGUGGUCCUUUUUAAGACCAGCAUAUGCCCACAAAUAAAUACAUGGUGUACCCCUAAGACCACUACCAGUACACUCUUUGCCAUGGAAACCUUCAGAAGUUACGGCAAGCCAUGUUAACACACAAUGGUCUGCCCCUUCAGUCUUCUGUUUGAGAUGGUCUGGCACCACUGUCUUAUUAAUACAGUAUAUAUGGUUUCAUAGAGCUAUGCUCAUCAAUACUAGUUUAUUUUAUGUAUUAUUGUAGCUCAAAUAUAUUCAGAUGAGAGAGGGGGAUCCAAGAUAGGGUAUUGUAGUAGGAAUGUAAGUUGUGGGUUGUAUAGUUAGUAUGUUGUAUUAUGUUUUGUCUCUGUUUAACACUUAACAACCAAUGAUAAUUAUUUUGUCAUUAAUGCACUUAAUUGUUGAUGGAUUUUUUUUUUUUCCAGCAAAAGCUACAAAAUUGCAUUGAAAUGAUAAUGAAUUUUCUAACAGACAUAUAAAAAAAAAAUUGACUGGUUGGUAAAAACAGAUUUAAUGUCAAUGGAGUUUUAAAAUUCUUUAUCACUCAUUACCAGCUAUUGCUACAGGCUUCUUAAAUCAUGCAAUUUGACUGGUCAAGUCUUGUUGAUUUCAAGCAUUUAUUAUUGGUAACAAGUUUUAUGAAACCUAAUCCUGGCUUUGAUUGGCUCUGGAGUCCUGUCCUAGUUAAUAUUAUUGGCAAAGUAAUCAUCAAUGAAAAGGAAAUGAAUUAUUUCAAUUUGGUAAAGAUCAGUGUUUAUAAGUAAAGCAAUGAUGUUUUUUUUAAUGAAAAGGGUGAUAUGAUUUUAUCAUGAUAACGUAGAUUGCAAAUCAUUGGAUAGGGGAUGGGGUCACUUAUGUCAUAUCCCUCUUACUUAUUACCUUUCUUCUUGAUUGGGGAAAAAAACAACUGGAAAUUUAUUCAUAUGUAUGGGAAAUAUCUGUUAUGAUGAAUCAUUAUUCCCUUUUUUGAAAUAUUAUGUGCUACAAGAAAUAUCAUUAUUAAAAAGAUAUGAUUUGAUUAUUUAUCUUUCAAUUCUUAACUCGAUUGUAUUUUUUCCAUCCUUUUCUUUCAUCUUUCAAAAAUUUUCCUCAUUUUCGAAGCCUUUAAAGUGAAAUAUGUACAGAAUUUACAUUUCUUGUUGAGUAUGAAUAAUCACUUAGACAUUUCUGUCCUAGAUAUUCUCUGCCUGUGUAGCAUCACAUUCUGAAUGUCGAUUGUGUAGCACAAGUGUAGGUUCUCGUUCUAUGAUAUGGUUUGUAUAUAAAAGAAGGCUAUUUUUGGCAAAGAUUGUGCAAUUUAUGUCUAUGUGAGAAAAGAGGUUAGUAUCGAUUUGGUCUACUAGCAGAUGGUCUAAUCCUCAGAUUGUCUAUGCCAUUGUAGCUAAAAAAUAUUUGGACUUCUAUCAGUUAAGCCUACUAAAAUGUGUAGUCCACCCAUUACUUCGUCUAAUUGACAAUUGGUCUAUUUAUUAUUUAGCCUCAUGGCCAAUUUUCACAUUGUCUUUUAUUUGCUUUAAGUUGCCAAGUGGAAAUUUGAUUCAGUUCACCUAAUCAUAUGGUGUUAGACCAAUUGGAUAUUUGACAAAACGGGUAAAAACUAUAUGGAAAUCAGACAAAAUGGUGAACGGCCUGAUUGAGAUUGUAAUUAGGCCAAAUAUUUACUAGAAAAACUGGACGUCUAUGAACUGGGAUUAGAUCGCGUGGGAUGAGACCAAAUUGAAAGUAGAGACUGGAUGUAAACCAAUUUACCAGAAAAGUUGCAGUAAGAAUACAAAAUCAUCUUUUAUUACUCUACUCCAUGAUAACAAUGGUUAACAAAAUCAUUUCCUUUUGAAAGAACGAUUGAAUUGUUUGCAAAUGAGUAUAGAUUCCUGAUUCAUUUUUGGAUUGAAAUUAAAGAAGUUAUUUGAAAUGUAA